Messenger RNA from Suillus subaureus, 1508 nucleotides. Its product is annotated as Bud-site selection protein. The record is from RefSeq and is a predicted model, not a curated record. NCBI's taxonomy places the organism in Eukaryota, Fungi, Basidiomycota, Agaricomycetes, Boletales, Suillaceae. The transcript has 5 exons. Gene Ontology annotation, cellular component: 90S preribosome; nucleus. Gene Ontology annotation, biological process: maturation of SSU-rRNA. Bases 379 to 1476 code for a protein of 365 amino acids.
ACGCGAAGCUUGAUCUUAAGUCCGUUUACGUCAGCCGCUUUAAUAUGGGCCAAGCGCCUAAAAGCCAUGGAGUACUUUUACAGAGAUAUAUGAACCUACUACUUGGUCCACCGACCUCUCGAUCCCAUCACACGAAGUUUAGCUCAGUGGAGACAUAACAAAUACUGAUGUCACUUGCUGAGGCGCCAGUAAGAACGACGAAGAGAAAGAGGACAACCUCAAACUGACGAGACGAACAUCGGGACUAAGUUAGAGAAGAAACUGGCACGUCUCGUUCUCUAAUUGGUAGCCACCCAAAAUCUUAAUCCUUGAUUAUUCAUCAAGCAUCAUGACGCAAGGGAGGUCAGGAAAGCCGCGAAGAAGGCAAAAACCUUCGAGAUGCAGAAGAUUUUGAAGAAAAUGAAAGACGCGAGGCGCAAAGGCGAUGAUAAUGCAGUCAAAGAUAUCGAAGCACAGCAUAUGGCUCUCAAGCAACUCGACCCCGGGCCUAUCGCCGACUCAGCUCUCUCAACGAAAAUCAGGAAAGACAAAUUCCUUUCACAGGAUCACAACCUGCAAUCUGCGAUGUCAAAGUCAUUAUCUUCCAACUUGUUCGCAUCUGCUGUACCUGGAUCCGCAGCAGGCAUAGUCCAAAGCAGGCUUCUUAGUUCCAAGGUCCUGGCGGUUGAUGUUUCUCGUAUAAUUGAGGGACUCCGGCGCUUACUGAACCCUGCGGAACGGGUCUACUCCGCAGAAGCCGAUAGCGCCGAAGUAUCACCGUCUCGAAAGAAGAAACAGAAGACACAACAAAAUGAGGGUCUGCCUAAGGUCCCUCCGGUGGAUACUCCUGAAGAUGAGCCGAGAGCAAAUCUUGAAGAUGAUGGCUGGGAGUCAGGCACGGUUAGUGACGGCGAUCAUUUUGUCCAGGGAGAUUCAGGGGUCGAUGAAGGGUCUGACGAGGAAGACAACACCUCUGACGGUGGUGAUGAUCUCCCCGUCCCUCGCGAACGAUCAAGUCGGGGGGAAUCAAAAGCAACGCAAUCUGCUUUUCUACCUUCCCUUUCGGUGGGUUUUAUUCGCGGAGAUUCGGACACCGAUUUUAGCGACAGCGAGGAGAGAGCAGCUGACACAGCCAAGAAGAACAGACGUGGUCAGCGGGCACGCAGGGCAAUAUGGGAGAAGAAAUUUGGAAGACAUGCCAAUCAUGUGAUGAAGCAGAAAGCUUCUAACCGUCCCGAUGCCCCUUCCAGCAUUGCGGUCGUCCGCCAACAUCAGCGACAGCACAGAAAUGGUAAUCACGAUUCUGAUGGCGCGCCGUUCUCUGGCCGCAGGCAAAAUACCCGAAUACCAGACAAGAACAGAUACGAGGCAUCCGCUCGCCUCGUGUUAGGUAACCGUAAGGACGAGAAAUCGCUUCAUCCGUCCUGGGAGGCUAAGAAGAAACAACAAAAUGUCGCAAUUGUGCCUGCGCAGGGCACAAGAAUUGUCUUCAGUUAAUCUUAAUAGACGUCAUAUGACUCCAUCCAAUA